Molecule: messenger RNA, 2673 nt
Organism: Dibothriocephalus latus
Lineage: Eukaryota; Metazoa; Platyhelminthes; Cestoda; Diphyllobothriidea; Diphyllobothriidae
Source: the annotation of a GenBank genome assembly
AUGGAUGACCCUCGCAUUAAAUGGAUAAAAUGCCUUCUUUACAAGUGUUUUUCCCUUAAAGAUGACGAUAUUUUUUCGGAAUUUUUAAAAGAAAAUUCUGGGCUUAAUCUUUCACAACUCGAAGAUUUUUUUGACGCUUUUCCCGAGUUUACUUGUCGCUGUGUUUCUUUUACAACUGAAACUGUCGAGGACAAUGUGUAUGAUGAAGUUGAGAUUUCGGAUGACGAAGUGAAUGAAAAAGAGCAACUUGAUGAAAGCGACAUCGCUCAACCUAUAAGUUUACCGAAAGACCAUGCUGAUGUGCAUUCAGAGACUGCUAGUACAAGUCACGGUAGUCAAAGUUCAGACGUCCAUGAAGACGAUAACUCUAAAAAGAAAAAGAUGGUUCUUCGAACUGUCGAGAGAGUCACUCUUGUUGCUCAUUUCGAUGUCCAGCAGCCUCCAAACACAAAAGCCUGUGUUGUUUUUAUUAACCGUACAACUGCUGAUUUGAUACCAAAAUUUUCUACGUUGGCCGAAGCUAAAAUUAGCUUGCCUCGCCUUCUGGAGAUAACUGUUACUACAGGUGACCGGCUAUCGUCUUUGCAUUCAGUGCUUCAAAAUGUUUACGCGAGACAGUUGGCUUAUAAUCAACAAGAAUAUUUGGAAAUAUUUACUGAGGGAACUGAUCAAAGAGAUUCAACCAUUACACUAUCAGGGAAACCGCAAAUGAAUGGUGAAGACACUGACGUUCUAAACCAUGUUGUUCGGGAUGAAUUUUUGAUAAACCUCCGAAAAUUUAUGCGGUUCGUCUCCAGCACUCUCGAGUUCGUUAUAUCUGAGGAGAAACUACCUGUGCCGGUGCUUGACUUGAAAGAUAAUCCCGAAGAAAACAUGAAAGACGAGAAGCUUAUGGCUGAAAUAGACACAAUUGUUGUCCAGUGGAAUCACCAGGUACGCGAAACGAUCGAAAAACUGCAGUCCCGCAGCCCCGUGGGGCAUGGCCCUCUUGCCGAAAUAGAUUUCUGGCGUGAUCGAGCAAUAUCCCUGACGGCUCUUGUUGAACAAUUCAAUCAACCAGUUGUCAGGAAGAUUCUUUGGCUUUAUGCAUAUAAGGAACAUUUAUCUCCUGCUUCUCAAAACGAACAACUACAUAAUAUGUACCUCGAGGCGAAAGAAAAUGUGAAUGAUGUAACGGAAACACUGAGCCCGCUUAUGCAAGCGCUACAAAUGAUUUGGAUUAUUUCACGACACUAUAACAAAGAUGAGCGAAUGGUUCCACUCUUCGAACGCAUAGCUUGGAGCCUGUGCGACCGGGUUUCAAGAGUUCUUGAACCCUCGAGUUUUUUCUGCCUUAGUGCCGCGAAUAUAAUUAACCUAUCAUCCGAAGCCAAGCUCCUUUUGGAUUCCUGGAAGUCAAUAUAUUUCGUCAAGCGAGCCGAAAUCGAGGCCUCUGGUCGCGAUUCCAGGUGGGAAUUUGACAGGAAAAGACUUUUUGCCAAAACGGACUAUAUCGCAAAAAUUUGUUCCGAUUUCGAAAAUAUCGCUCGAGUCAUUAGCGAAUUUCAAAAGAUAUUCGGACCGGAAGCAAAAUCAGUAAUGCUCGAACACAAACAAAUUGAUGGGAUCCUGUUAAAUGUGGCUACUCUUCUGCGGUCUUUUUCGAAGAUUGAAUUUAACCCCUUUGAUCCUGGGUGUCAGUCCUCCUGGGAUGCCUGUCUUGAAAAAUUCCGACAAGAUGUGGAAAAGAUUAAGACGGACGUCAAAAGCUGUAUAAAUGAUUCCUUUAAAUCAUUGCGGUCAUCACAGGGAGCUUUUGAAAUGCUACAAAGAUUUUCCAGUAGUCAAACAGCGGGAGACAUCGCCUCAGUUUUUAUCGAGAAGUUUCAAGAUGUUCUUGACCAGUAUGAGAGGGAAUUACGGCUUGUGGAAACUACCUUUGACGAAGUGGUUUCAAAUGCCCGAGAACACGAAUUCAAUCUAGGGCCUAAAUAUUUUCCAGUAGUUUCGGGUGCAAUAUCCGUUGAACGUCAACUUUUUAAUCGCAUCAAAGCCCCCAUGGUAGGUUUUGUCGAGACCAAAGAGCUGACCGACACUGAACGGGGAAGACAAAUUCGUGACCGCUACGUCUGUGUGGCACGUCAUAUGAAAAAUUUUGAGGAAGAGCUUUUCGCCGACUGGAAGUUGCGCAUCUCUGAGUACCUACCUGGACUUUUGGAACGAAAAUUGUGGAAAUCGUCAGAUAAUCUGCCCCAAAAACGCCCAUCCAAACCCUCUUUGACACUGGCACGCUUGAGAACUGGAAUAUCAAGUCCAACGACGGACUCAACAUUAACAAAUACUACAAGAUUUGGACCUCUGCUGCCCAUACUCGAUAAGACCCUGUAUUAUUUCCACUUUGAGGUCGACUUCGACGACGCUUUGGAACUCGUAAUUGUCGAAACAAAAUAUCUGGACAAUCUAGGAUUAAUUGCGCCUGAUUUGGCGCGCCACCUGGCUCUUAAUGUACGCAAUACUGCCUGCUUUGUUUAUAUAAAAAAUCAAAAAUGUUGCACGUACAUAUUAUUGCCGACAAAGAUAAAGAAGACUGGAAUGGUUAUUUCUAGCGUAUUAACCGUCAUCAGUCAGUCAUACCCAGCCGCAAGUGGUGCACAACUCGAGGCUCGAACUCACGGGUCGAGUGAGUACUGUUAG